Molecule: messenger RNA, 4136 nt
Organism: Oncorhynchus nerka (sockeye salmon)
Lineage: Eukaryota; Metazoa; Chordata; Actinopteri; Salmoniformes; Salmonidae
Gene: cand1
Product: cullin-associated and neddylation-dissociated 1
Biological process (GO): protein ubiquitination; SCF complex assembly
Cellular component (GO): nucleus
Source: RefSeq, a predicted model, not a curated record
GAACUCAUCUGGUUCUGCAGCUCCUCCUCUUUGCAGAGCAAAGUGAGAUCUCCAUUCAAACACAUCCAAAAACUCCGCAGGAUGAGACUAAAUUCUCUGCUAUUCCGCCGCUGAUCAUCACUUCGCUCCAUCGAAAGGAAAGUGACAGUGGAAACUGAAUCGAUUUCAAUCGUUUAAGAGACGUAAAUAGCUAAAUAAAGUGGAUAAGAAUUUCCGCUCCGUGAUACCGACUGGUGGUUGCUAGCAGGCUACUCCAACAGACUGCAAACAUGGCGAGCGCCUCGUACCAUAUCUCUAAUCUAUUGGAAAAAAUGACAUCAAGUGACAAGGAUUUCAGAUUCAUGGCCACCAACGACCUGAUGUCGGAGCUGCAGAAAGACUCCAUCAAGCUGGACGAUGACAGUGAACGCAAGGUGGUCAAGAUGAUCCUCAAGCUACUGGAAGACAAAAACGGAGAGGUCCAGAAUCUGGCCGUCAAAUGCCUGGGCCCGUUGGUCAGUAAGGUGAAGGAGUACCAGGUGGAGACUAUAGUGGACACACUGUGUACCAACAUGCUGGCAGACAAGGAGCAGCUCCGAGACAUCUCCAGCAUCGGACUGAAGACGGUCAUAGGAGAACUACCCCCUGCGUCCAGCGGCUCGGCCCUGGCUGCCAGUGUGUGUAAAAAGAUCACAGGCCGUCUGACCAGUGCCAUCGCCAAGCAGGAGGAUGUGUCAGUUCAGCUGGAGGCUCUGGACAUCAUGGCUGACAUGCUCUGCAGACAGGGUGGUCUGCUGGUGAACUUUCACCCCUCCAUCCUGUCCUGCCUGCUCCCUCAGCUGACCAGCCCCCGCCUGGCGGUGAGGAAGAGGACCAUCAUCGCUCUGGGUCACCUGGUCAUGUCCUGUGGGAACCUGGUGUUUGUGGACCUGAUUGAACACCUGCUGUCAGAGUUGUCUCGUAACGACUCCAUGUCCACCACCCGUACCUACAUUCAGUGUAUCGCAGCCAUCAGCAGACAGGCCGGACACAGGAUCGGUGAGUACUUGGAGAAGAUCAUUCCUCUGGUGGUGAAGUUCUGUAACAUUGAUGAUGAUGAGCUGAGAGAAUACUGCAUCCAGGCCUUCGAGUCCUUCGUCAGGAGGUGUCCAAAGGAGGUUUAUCCACAUGUGGGCACUGUCAUUAGCAUCUGUCUGAAGUAUUUGACCUACGACCCCAACUAUAACUACGAUGACGAGGAUGAAGAUGAGAAUGCCAUGGAUGCCGACGGAGCAGACGAAGACUAUCAAGGAAGUGAUGACUAUAUGUAUUGGUACAUGAGCAGGGAGGAGAACGUGAAGGAUGAUGAGCGGGAGGAGAACGUGAAGGCUGACGUGUUCCAUGCCUACCUAUCGUUGCUGAAGCAGACACGUCCUGCUCAGAGCUGGCUGUGUGACCCAGAUGCCAUGGAACAGGGAGAGACUCGUACCAUGCUGCAGAACCAGGUGCCAAUGAUCGUUAAGGCCCUGCAUAAGCAGAUGAAGGAGAAAAGUGUCAAGACAAGACAGUGCUGCUUCAACAUGCUGACGGAGCUGGUCAACGUGCUGCCUGGAGCCCUCACACAACAUAUCCCUGUCCUCGUACCAGGAAUCAUCUUCUCUCUCAACGACAAGUCCAGCUCGUCCAACCUGAAGAUCGAUGCCCUGUCCUGUCUGUAUGUGGUCCUGUGUAACCACCAGCCCCAAGUCUUCCACCCUCAUGUCCAGGCCCUGGUGCCGCCCGUGGUGGCGUGUGUAGGAGACCCCUUCUAUAAGAUCACCUCUGAGGCCCUGCUGGUCAGCCAACAGCUGGUCAAGGUCAUCAGACCUCUGGACCAGCCGGAGAGGGACACCUUUGAUGCUUCUCCCUACAUCACUGACCUCUUCACCUGCACCAUCAAACGCCUCAAGGCCGCCGACAUCGACCAGGAAGUGAAAGAGAGGGCCAUUUCCUGUAUGGGUCAGAUCAUCUGUAACCUAGGAGACAGCCUGGGGGACGACCUCCCUGGGACGCUGCACAUCUUCCUGGAGCGACUGAAGAAUGAGAUUACCAGACUGACGACGGUCAAGGCCCUCACGCUCAUCGCAGGCUCCACGUUGAAGAUCGACCUUCGACCUAUCCUCGACGAGGCGGUGCCCAUCCUGGCGUCGUUCCUGCGUAAGAACCAGCGGGCGCUGAAACUGAGCACCCUGGCCGCGUUGGACAUCCUGGUGAAGAACUACAGCGAUAGCGUGACUCCGGCCAUGAUCGACGCGGUGCUGGCCGAGCUGCCUCCGCUGAUCAGCGAGAGCGACAUGCACGUGUCCCAGAUGGUCAUCAGCUUCCUGACCACCCUGGCCCGGGUCCACCCUCUCUCCCUGGCUAAGAUCGGGGGGUCGUCCAUCCUCUCGGAGCUCAUCUCUCUGGUCAGGUCUCCUCUACUGCAAGGAGGGGCCCUCAGUGCCAUGCUAGAGUUCUUCCAGGCUCUGGUGGGUACCGGGACAUCCUCUCUGGGUUACAUGGACCUUCUCCGUAUGCUGACCGGUCCAGUCUACGCCCAGAGUGCUGCUCUAACACACAAACAGUCCUACUACUCUAUCGCUAAAUGUGUGGCCGCCCUGACCCGCGCCUGUCCUGAUGAGGGUCCUGCCGUGGUAGGCCAGUUCAUCCAGGAUGUGAAGAACUCUCGGUCGACAGACUCCAUCAGGCUGCUGGCUCUGCUGUCACUGGGAGAGGUGGGACACCACGUAGACCUGAGCGGCCAACCAGAGCUCAAGACGGUCAUCCUGGACGCCUUCUCUUCCUCCUCCGAAGAGGUCAAGUCUGCCGCAUCCUACGCCCUGGGAUCCAUCGCCGUGGGCAACCUGCCGGAAUACCUGCCCUUCGUUCUGGGGGAGAUCUCGGGACAGCCCAAGAGGCAGUACCUGCUGCUACACUCGCUCAAAGAGAUCAUCAGCUCGGCGUCUGUGACGGGUCUGAAACCCUACGUCGAGGGAGUAUGGACCCUGCUGUUGAAGCACUGUGAGUGUGCCGAGGAGGGCACCAGGAACGUGGUAGCAGAAUGUCUGGGGAAACUCACCCUCAUAGACCCAGAAACCCUGCUGCCCAGGCUUAAAGGAUACCUGCUCUCAGGAUCAUCUUAUGCCAGAAGCUCAGUGGUGACGGCAGUGAAGUUCACCAUCUCAGACCACCCACAGACAAUAGACCCUCUCCUGAAAAACUGCAUAGGUGACUUCUUGAAGACGUUGGAGGACCCGGACCUGAACGUGCGGCGGGUUGCCCUGGUAACCUUCAACUCCGCAGCCCAUAAUAAGCCCUCUCUCAUCAGAGACCUACUGGAUACGGUCCUGCCACACCUCUACAACGAGACCAAAGUCCGCAAGGAACUCAUCAGAGAGGUUGAGAUGGGACCCUUUAAACACACAGUGGACGAUGGUCUGGACAUAAGGAAGGCAGCGUUUGAGUGCAUGUACACACUCCUGGACAGCUGUCUAGACAGACUAGACAUCUUUGAGUUCCUCAACCACGUAGAAGACGGACUCAAGGACCAUUACGACAUCAAGAUCCUGAGAGUCUCUCUGUCUCUCUCCCCCAGUCUGUCUCCUCUCCCCCAGGUGAAGGCCAACUCAGUGAAGCAGGAGUUUGAGAAGCAGGAUGAGUUGAAGCGGUCAGCCAUGCGGGCGGUGGUUGCCCUCCUCACCAUCCCCGAGGCGGAGAAGAGUCCCCUGAUGAGCGAGUUCCAGUCCCAGAUCUCCUCCAACCCCGAGCUGGCUGCCAUCUUUGAAAACAUCCAGAGAGACUCGUCCUCCGCUAACAUGGAGUCCAUGGACACCAGCUAAACUAUGACUCUCCCACAAUCCCCCUCUUCUUCCUUUCAUUCCCAAAACAUGAUGCCGCAACAGCAACAAAAAAUACCUGGGGGGGGAGGGGCCCUUUUAUCAAUCGUUCCAUGAUGCAUUGCACUGAAUCAGCAACAGUUAUAGGAGAAAAGAAAAAAUAAUUGAACUUUAAAACAAAACAAAAUGUAAAACAAAAAAUACAAGUAAAAGAAAGUUUCUGUUUAAAGCUUUUAAGCUCAUCACCACAUUUCUCAUUUCUAAAAAAAAAACAACUUUAGAAAAAAAAACCAGGAAAUAAAUCAGUUUUUGGUUUGUUCCAUG